Messenger RNA from Cylicostephanus goldi, 198 nucleotides. The record is from the annotation of a GenBank genome assembly. Lineage: Eukaryota; Metazoa; Nematoda; Chromadorea; Rhabditida; Strongylidae.
AUGGCCCCAAAGCAACGUAUGAAUGUUGCCAAUUCACAAUUCAGCAAAAACGUCACUAAUCGCGGAAAUGUCGCUAAAUCCCUGAAACCCCAAGAAGACAAGUAUCCAGCCGCUCCUUGGCUGAUUGGACUCUUCGUAUUUGUGGUUUGCGGGUCAGCUAUCUUUGAGAUCAUUCGGUACGUGAAGAUGGGUUGGUAG